Messenger RNA from Cavenderia fasciculata, 2217 nucleotides. RefSeq names its product ubiquitin system component Cue domain containing protein (gene ascc2). Gene Ontology annotation, molecular function: ubiquitin binding. The coding region runs from base 1 to 2217 and encodes 738 amino acids. The transcript has 2 exons. The record is from RefSeq and is a predicted model, not a curated record. Lineage: Eukaryota; Evosea; Eumycetozoa; Acytosteliales; Cavenderiaceae.
AUGAGUCAACAACAACAGAAACAACAACAAAAUAGAAAUCAACAACAACAACCAAAUCAAAGAAAGAAUAAUAGUAGUAAUACAUCAUCAUCAUCAUCUACUUCUACAAAAAAUGAUAAAUCACAAGGAGUAAUAGUAAAUGAAAAAGAAAAAGAGUAUCAAGAUUUUGAACAAAAGAAAUCGAUUGAAAACAAGGGAAUAGAAGAAUCAUACUCUUUGGUAAAGAAUAGUUUGGGACAUUAUGAAAAGAAGGCAGAUCUCAAUGAAUAUUGGUUGACAAAGCAUUCAAUCAAAUUUAUGCCAUUUCUACCAUUGGACAAUAGCAACGUCGACAAUGUUCAGGGUGAUGAAGUCUUGUUAUUUCACAACAAUGAUUUGUCGCAAUUGCUAAAGACAAAGUAUCAUGUAUUUUGGUCACACGUUGUAUAUAAUCCAUCAUUGCUAGAGUUUGUAGACUCGUUUCUUCGAUACAUCAAUCGAUCCUAUCCAAAAAUAGAUCUUUGUUCAAAAAUAUCCUCAUCCCCAAGCACUCUUGGUGUACCAUCAAAAGAUUUCAUGGAAUCUAAAAGAAUGUUAUUGAAACGUGCAUUCUCUGUGAUUGUACGGUUGUCUACACAACAGGAAAAGACAUCUGGUGAUUAUAUUGGCAAAUACUACUUUGCCGAUUUGAUUGCAAAGUAUAGAAUAUUUGAUGUAGCCAAAUUGUUUGACAUUUGUGCCGUAUUUGGACCAUCGUGCAAGACAGAGGUGGUCGAUCUUGUCAACCGAGUGUUUGACAUUCAACCCAAGCUCUACAGCCAUCUCCAACUCGAGGCUGUCCCUGCUAUCCUCCAGUCACUGACUGAUCUCAAUCUAUCGGUCAUCCAACACAACCAUAUUGACCUUAUCAAGGUUGAAGACAGUCUACGUUUUGUGCUGGAUGUUGUCUUUUCAAUUGACAGUUUCCUCAGAAUCCAUCCAUAUGGCACACACGCCUUUUUCCAAAACAGAGCCCAUUACACUCUUGUGUAUUUCUACCAAAUGUUCCUACCAUUGAUGUACAACAAUGUACCGGGGUUGGUUGGUACCCAUGCCCAAGAGGCAAUUGCCACCAUCAACCAACACAUCCUCGGUAUUAUAUUCUCGAUCACCAAGCAUCUCCAUCUCGUCAAGAUUGACCAGUACAACAUGCUCGUCAGUGAACCUUGUAACAUUUGUAAAAAGCGUCCCACCAUUGAACAACUAUCCAACGAUACUCUAGAGUUUUACGAAUCUCUAAACCUUCAACACGUCCUCAACAAGGAAAAACAAUCAAAAUCAAUCGUCGAUCAAUUUGAUACUCUAGCAACCGUUCAUAUUUUAUUAGAUUUAGAUAAAAAGUUUAAUAUCUCUACUAAACUUAAUUAUUUAUUUAAAUUAAAUUCUAAAAUUGAUACAAAUAGAUUAUCAUUAAUAUUAAAAUCAAUGGGUAAAGAAUUGAUUAAACCAAAAUUACAAGUAGAACAACCACAACAAAGAGUUCCACAACAACAACAAACACUUUCAGAAAAGGAAAAACAGGAUAUUCAAUCAAUCAAGGAUAUUUUUUCAUCAUAUGGAGAUGGAUUUGUUUAUGCUUGUUUAAAACAUUUUGGAGGAAAUGUUGAAACUACCAUCAAUUCACUACUUGAAGAUAAUUUACCUUCAAAUCUAAAUUUAAUUGAUAGAUCACUUUCUACUAUUCAAUCAACUACAACUAGUCCAACUAGACCAGCUCCUUCCCCUGUACUCACAUCAACCACUUCUACAACUUCUACGAGUACAACUAGAUCAGCUCCAUCAUCAUCAUCAUCAACCACUUCUACAAAUCAACAAGUUGAUAAUUUGACCAAACAAGUUUAUGAAAUGCAUGUUGGAAAGAAAUCAUAUAGUAACGAUCAAGCCAAUAUUCAAACCAACAAAAACUUUAUCAAAAACUAUGAAAAUAUGAUGUAUGAAGAUGAAUAUGACGAUUCAUUGGAAGUAUUUUUGGGAGUAUCUGUUCAAGAUGGAGAAGCAUUGCAUGACAGUAGCAGUGACGAAGAAGAAUAUAGUAAAAACAAUGAAUCACUCAUUGUCAAACAACCAAAACAAGGAGGUGCCAAACCAGGUGCCAGACCAGGUACCAAAGCAUACCAACAAGCUCACAAAAAGCAUAAUCAAAAAGAUGCUUCUGCUAAAAAGAGAGGUCAGUAUAGUGCACCUGUUGGAGGUCGUUAA